UCAAAUCCCCGCUAUUUCCUUCAUACAAAUCCCUAUCCCUCUCGCGCCAAAUUUCUGCAUGGCCGCCGCCUCCGGCCUGUAUGCAACUCCCCGUAUCUACUUCCAUCUGGCAAGCAAUUUGCUCUGUCCAAUCUGCGAUGAAUCUUCUCAACAGAGAAGAAAUCUUAAAUGGAGGACGAAGAGGAGGAAGGCGGUGCAGCUUUCCAUUGCCGGCGGUGAGUAUUUGGUCGAGGAGUUUGGGUGGGGAGUGAGGAGGAUGAGUGAGUCGGUGGAUGAAAUGAGGAAGGUGGCCGAUGUGCAAGCUGAGGCAUUCCAUGUGCCUGUUUUGUUCUUUAAUGAUUUCUUCUUCGAGUUCUUCAGGGCUGAAGUGCUUUCUGCCCUUAUCUACAAAAUCAGAAAUUCACCAUCAGACAGGUAUGCAUGCUUAGUUGCAGAGUACAUCUGUGUACCUGAUUCACUACCUCAAGUUGUGGAGAGGCUUGCUGGAGCCGUAGAUUGCACUGUUCAGAGGGAUGAAGAUGUUCUUAAGCAUCUCCAAGGUGCAGAAGAGUACCUCUAUGUGUCUGGCAUCGCAGUGCGCUCAAAGUUUCGGAGGCAGAAGGUAGGAACUGUGCUGCUCAAAGCCUGUGAUGCUUUGUCACAGCUAUGGGGUCAUGACUAUAUUGCUCUGAGAGUCUAUGAAGAUGAUUUGGUAGCCCAGAAAUUGUAUUCUAAGGUUGGUUUUAAGACUGUUUCUAAAGAUCCACAUUGGAUUACUUGGAUUGGAAGAAAAAAACGAGUUCUAAUGAUCAAAUACUCUGCUUGAUCAUACAAUUUUUAUUUAGAAAAAUCAUGUCUUGCAGCUUAUGUUAUAUAUU
Phalaenopsis equestris is the source of this 857-nucleotide messenger RNA. RefSeq lists its product as uncharacterized. NCBI's taxonomy places the organism in Eukaryota, Viridiplantae, Streptophyta, Magnoliopsida, Asparagales, Orchidaceae. Gene Ontology annotation, biological process: mitotic sister chromatid cohesion. The coding region runs from base 59 to 805 and encodes 248 amino acids. The transcript is spliced from 4 exons. The record is from RefSeq and is a predicted model, not a curated record. Gene Ontology annotation, cellular component: NatA complex; cytoplasm. Gene Ontology annotation, molecular function: N-acetyltransferase activity.